AUGACCAGCACCAUGACCACCACCGUGACCUCUACGUUUACCACAACUGGCGCCUCCUCAUUGACGAGCUUCACCGCGUCCAGCACUUCUUCCCAGACCAGUGGCUCUACAAGCAGCAGCAUUACCUCGACCAUGAGCAGCCGUACUACUCUGACCACCGGGACAAGCACCACCAGCGUGACAUCUGCCACAUUGACGACCAGCACCGCGACUCGCAGUAGCACGACCAGCACCACAACCGCGUCCACUGGCACCGUGACCACAAGCAGCAUGACUUCCUCCACUACCGCGCACACCACCACCGCCGCCACGCGUUCCCAGACGAGCACCACUUCCGGGACCAUCAGCAGCAUGACCAGCACCACGACACCGCACACUUCCAGCCUGACCAGCACCAGCUUGACCAGCAACAGCCUGACCAGCAUCAGCCUGACCAGCAACAGCCUGACCAGCAUCAGCCUGACCAGCACCAGCCUGACUGGUACCAGCCUGACCAGCACCAGCACCACCGUGAGCAGCACCUCGGCGUCCAGUACCAGCUCAACCUCGUCUACUACCACUACGCCGCUUUACGUUGUAAGCAGUUCCAUAACUUUGGCAAGCUCGGGCACGCAAGACAAUGUAACUACGGAUACUGUCUGCUUAUCUCUUGGGUCUGUAUAA
Prorocentrum cordatum is the source of this 663-nucleotide messenger RNA. Lineage: Eukaryota; Dinophyceae; Prorocentrales; Prorocentraceae. The record is from the annotation of a GenBank genome assembly.